Molecule: messenger RNA, 590 nt
Organism: Camellia sinensis
Lineage: Eukaryota; Viridiplantae; Streptophyta; Magnoliopsida; Ericales; Theaceae
Source: RefSeq, a predicted model, not a curated record
UCUCCAUACGCGUGCCUUCCCUACUUACCUAUAACUCCUCAGAUUGCUCAUCAAUACACAUUCUCUCUAGAAACCAGCAGCUUCACACCCUUUCUCUCUACAUCUACAUACUUCUCUCUCUCUCUCUCUCUCGAGCUUUGCUAUCAAUGGCUCGUACCAAGCAAAUAGCACGCAAGUCCACCGGAGGCAAGGCUCCAAGGAAGCAAUUCGCCACCAAGGCCAAUAGGAGGUCGGCAUCGGCCGCCAAAGGAGUGAAGAAGCCCUACCGCUUUCGUUCCGGCACGGUGAUGCUUCGCGAGAUCAGGAAGUACCAGAUGAGUAUAGAGCUCCUGAUCCGAAAGCUUCCAUUCCAGAGGCUCGUGCGUGAGAUCGCACAGGACUUCAUGACCGAUAUAAGUUUCCAGAAUAGUGUCGUUACGGUACUCCAAGAGGCGGCAGAGGUGUUUGAACAGCUUGAAACUUCGCUGGUGAUGCUCCUGGAACCUGCGUGAAAACAGAUUUGGCGCCUCUCUCCCUUCUCCGACUUCGUCAAGCUCCAGAUUCGAAGUCCAUCACGAUCUCGAAGAAUUCAAUGCCUUGGAUUCGACGAU